AUGUCGCAGCAGGCCAAGGACAUCUACUCGGGCAUCAAGAAGAUCUUCCCCGGCUCGCGCCGCAGCGGCAGCUUCUCGUUCACGGGCCGCAUGAGCGCGGCCGGGCUGGACGCCGAGCUGUCGGCCGAGGCGCAGGCGGCCGCGCGCGAGAAGCCCUCCAAGAAGAAGGAGGGCCGCCACUCGAGCUUCUCCCUGUCGGGCUGGCGCGAGAAGCACCGCGCGUCGUCCGAGCCCACGCAGCCCGUGGUCAUGUCGCUGCCCUACGGCGCGCAGGCCGCCACGCCCAAGGCCAAGAAGGCGCCGGCCGACGAGAACCGCCCGUCGCUCACGCAGACGCUCAACAACGCCUUCCACACGGCCCCGAGCCGCGGCAGCCUCUUCGGCGGCAGCAAGAGCAGUAGCAAGGUGGCCAGCAAGGAACAGGCCCCAAGCAGCAGCCGCAGCAGUCGCAGCAGCCGGGCCAGCCGCAACUCGAGCAGCAGCAACAAUGGCCCGCAGUCGGGCUUCUCCACGGCCUCGUUCGAGCCGCCCAAGCUCGGCGCCCGGAGCGUCAGCGCCGGCGGAGACACGCCCUGCAUGGGCAACCGCACGCUGCGCAACAGCGGCGUGCACGGCAACAUGGCGCUGCAGCUGCAGCCGGGCGCCACGCUGGCGGCCCCUGGCAGCGGCUCCAACUCGAGACAUGGACACAAGACCAAGGUGCGCGCGGCCAGCCAGAGUCUGACGGGCUUCGGCGCGGUCAAGAACGCGCCCAGCUCGUACCAGUCCAGCUCGAGCGCCUUCUCCGACCUUACCAACGGCCCGGGCCGGAGCAGCUUCCAGGGACCGACCAGCUCGGGCGUCUACACGCCGGAGAAGGCGAAGGAAGGCAAGAAGAUCAAGAAGGAGCGCGGCAUGUCGCUCACCUUCUCGUCCUCGGCCAGGAAGGAGAGGAAGCGCGAGAAGGCCGAGGAGCGCGAGCGCGCCUUGCGCGCGUCCUACUCGAAGAAGGAACAGGCGGUGGUCAAGCCCCACGCGUCCACCUGGGACUCGGACAGCGACGACGACUACGAGGACACAAAGCGCCCCACGCGCGGCCUCGACCGCCGCUCGCAGAGCAUGGACUUCAUGGAGCAGGCGCCCGAGCACCUCAUCUCGAAGAUCUGGCGCAAGAUCCCCAUCCAGGCCCGCCUGAUCGGCGGACGCGGCAACAUCGAUCUCGACUUGCAGAAGGACCGCACGAGCUUCUCACGCAGCUCGGAGGCGCGCAAAUUCGCCAUGGCCGCUGAGAAGGCCAAGGCUGCGGAGCUGCUGCGUCGCUCCAUCUCGGGCCGCAAGGAGCCGAGCCCUGUCCCUGCUGAGGAGGUGCUGUCCCCCGGUGUCGCCAAGCGCACGCGAUUCAGCACGAAGCCUAUUGUUGUUGCCUUCGAUGCGAACGACGGGGCAUCGGGCGCCUACACUGCGCUGGAGAGCUAUGACGAUGUGCUGGUGCGCGUGUGCAAGUUUGCUUCCCACGACCAGCGACCCACGACCACGAAGGUGCAGGAGUUCCUCGAACGCUCUAUGGCAUUCCUUCACGGCACGCGGACCAAGCACGGCAACGUAGUGAACAUCUCGAACGAGGAGAUCCGCAUGUGGCGUCGGCUCGCGCUGCACGACUGGAUCCUCGAGGAGGUGACGACGACCCAGGCCGCCGCCGCUCUGGGCGUCAAGGGCAAGGACGUCGAGGCGCCGUCGUCGCGCACCAGUUCCUCCGUGACGGAGGGCACUGAUAGUGAUAGUGACAGCCAGCACUCGAGAGCUCCGCGCCGGAGACUCAAGAGCACGUCGUUCCACCGAUCUCUGAGCGAGAGCGUGGUCGAGGAGGAGCCCGAGGUGGAGGAGGACGAGGACGAGCUGGAGGUGCCCUCCAACGUCAAGCUCGAGAAGCUCUGCGACGUGGUCAACUGCUGCGUGAACUUCGGCGAGGUGCUGUUCACGCCCGACGAGGUAAACGACCUGGUGCGCCUCGAGUUCAUCGUGGAGGAGGACGGCUGGAUCUAA
Molecule: messenger RNA, 2022 nt
Organism: Phytophthora sojae
Lineage: Eukaryota; Oomycota; Peronosporomycetes; Peronosporales; Peronosporaceae
Exons: 1
Coding region: 1-2022 (673 amino acids)
Source: RefSeq, a predicted model, not a curated record